AAUAUAUUUAACCACUUCCCGUCCGGCUCAUGUAUAUAAACAGCCGGACAGGAGCAGUGCAGGGGCGGGUGGCCGUUUAUAAACGGCCUCCCCGCCCCCUGCUUGUGGGCGCUCCCUGGGAGUACGCAGCACCGCGAUCCGGUGCCCGCUGUGUCCUCCAGACACAGAGGAACACCGAUUGUUGUACGGAACCUGUGUGAGGCCCCGAUCAUGUGAUCACUGAUUGGCCAAUCAGUGAUCACAUGCAAAGUAGUAAGCAAGAUGUCACUUCUGACAUCAUUGCUUACUACCUGUGAAAUCUGUGAAUGAUCACAGAGGUCACAUGGUACAAGGCUAUUCACAACAGCCUUGUACCAUGUGACAAGCUGUGACCAAUCACAGCUCACUCAGUA
Molecule: messenger RNA, 392 nt
Organism: Staurois parvus
Lineage: Eukaryota; Metazoa; Chordata; Amphibia; Anura; Ranidae
Source: the annotation of a GenBank genome assembly